Messenger RNA from Strongylocentrotus purpuratus (purple sea urchin), 1966 nucleotides. RefSeq names its product protein fem-1 homolog CG6966. The record is from RefSeq and is a predicted model, not a curated record. NCBI's taxonomy places the organism in Eukaryota, Metazoa, Echinodermata, Echinoidea, Camarodonta, Strongylocentrotidae. The transcript has 4 exons. Bases 571 to 1617 code for a protein of 348 amino acids. Gene Ontology annotation, molecular function: protein binding.
GUAAAAAUGUUCACCUUUGUGCUGUAUACGUUGAUCAAGCAGCAUGCCAGUCAAGUGACUGACGCAUAUUCCAUUCGCCUUUGUGUCAUAUCGCUUUAUAAGUUUCGUAAUCCUUACGUGGUAUUCCCCGUAGCAAUAUGCAUGUUGAUAUUAUCAUACAGGAUGUGAAGGUAUUUAAUGUUGCGCAUUUUCAUGACCAGCGUCUCCUUUCCAGUCUCGCAAUGCAGAAAGGUACUACUAGCUGUUCUUCGUGGAUUUAAUUCGUAAUGGAGAGAGAAUCCGGCUUCGCUACCAAACGAAUUUAUCAUCGAUUUCGCUAAAGUUAGAUAUAAUUUAAAUCGACUCUAUAUUCCUACUGAUUUUAACUAGAGUUAACGUACACUUGUGACUUUCAAGGUCUUCUGUUGUGACUUGGACAGUAGGGUGUAAAACCGUGCCAAUUUUUUUCUGAAGAACCCGACACCGUUAGUUUUUCUGGACAGAGAUCAUAACUGGACAAAUUUGUGAACAAUUUUCUGAAGGAUAUUUUGAUCGAACGAUACAAGACGACGAGGAGGAGGAGGCCUCAGUAUGGAUAAACUGACGUCACAAUACAACGCGUUAGCGAGGAAGGUUUUGAUCGCGGCGGAGUCGGGUGAAUCGGAGAAGUUUAAAGGGUUGUUCAAAGGACGACAACCCGAGGAGGUCACUGAGGCUUUGAAUGAUGUGUCACAGGAAAGAUAUAAUGAUGUCCUUGGGAAUGUUCGUUUCACCCCUCUCAUCGCCGGUGCUUGGCAUGGGCACAGCGAUGUUAUAGAUGAACUCCUGGACGAGUACAAGGUUGACGUUAAUCAGAUUGGUAAUAUCUCUGUGGAAGGAAAGAAACAUGAGAUCACCGCUCUUUGUGCCGCCAUCCGACAAGAGAACUUUGAGAUGGCUACCCACCUGCUCGAGCGGGGCGCCAACAUCAACCACUGUUCACCUCUAUCCGUGGCCUGCUACCGCGGUGAUUUCACAGCGAUGCGGUUCUUGGUGAAGAAGGGCGCGAACGUCAACGCCCCGGUCAACAAAGAGGGCGUCACACCCUUAAUGGUGGCGUGUGAGCGCUAUUCGCUGUACGUUGUACGCCUGUUGUUAAACAACACGGCCGAUCCGAGGUUAGAGGACAUGGAUGGGAACUCCGCACUGCAUAGGCUAGCGUUGAAGCAACGGAUGUAUGUCCUUAAGAACGGACCGCUUCCUCAGAUCAUCGACACGCUUGUAGAGUCGGGAGCCAAGAUGUCACUCAACCAGGCGGGGCAGACACCGCUCGCCGCUGCCUGCGCAUCGGGAAAUGUUGAAGUUGCGCGGGCUAUCAUGUGCCUGCCAGAGGUACGUCCCGAGGAACAACUCACAGCGCAGGAAAAACUGAGGAAGAAGCUUGAAAGUGAUGUCAUAGAACGAACCGGUUCGGAUGAGGCUUCUGAUGGAGACAAAACGCGGAAGAAAACGUCUUGGACCCAAAAGUUCACAAAUCCAAACGAAAUUAGGAAGCUGAAAUGGUCUCUGAAGAAAUCUAAGAAAACAGUUGCGGACAAAAUUGAGGAGAUUGCAGAGAAUGACACCUUGGAAACCGUUGAAGAGAUCGCAAGCCCGUGAUGACCUCUUUUAGAAUUUCUUUGAAAGGUAAAUGAUUUGGCUGGUCUUUCCUAGUUUGCGUAAACGCUAAUACGAUGUGAAAGCCUUUUGUACUUACCCCAAAGCUCUUCCGCGAAGCACACAGGGUAUGAAGUUCUUCCGAGUGCAGCUUCAUAAAUGAGCUGGUGAUGGGAAUAUUUCUACGAGAUACAGUACAACGGACGUCAUAUCAUAACUACCCAUGUGCUUUGUACUAGAAAAAGAUGUAAUUAUUUUGAAAUAAUAUAUACUCGAGAAUUCAUCCAAUACCAUGAAAGUUUCACCUUUGGUACAUGUUUAAUUUCAUUAUUCGGACCAGGCGCGUACGCAG